Molecule: messenger RNA, 650 nt
Organism: Eurytemora carolleeae
Lineage: Eukaryota; Metazoa; Arthropoda; Copepoda; Calanoida; Temoridae
Exons: 9
Coding region: 96-650 (184 amino acids)
Molecular function (GO): protein binding
Source: RefSeq, a predicted model, not a curated record
ACACGUUGGUGUCCGGAGGUUUGGAUUCAACUGUAAGAAUUUGGGAUCUUUGGACCGGACAUCAAACAAGGAGUUAUCCAGUUUUUUCUCCAGUUAUGUCUCUCGACCUGAUCAAUUUAAAUCUAGCUCUGUUCGGAGGAAAGGAAGGGGAAGUGUCUCUUUUAGAUUUGCAAAGCGGACAGAGCAGUAUUGUCAUCCCUUCUAUCAAAUACAGCAUGGACAGGUUUCGGAAAGCCUUGAAAUUUCACCAGGGCAGCGUGGAUUCACUAAAGUACAGUCAAGAUGAGAAAUUAGUUAUAACUGGUGGCGAGGAUAGACAAGUUAGAUUGUGGAAUAUUAUAAAAUCAGAGGAGAGCUUUCGACUAAGUGAAUUUCAAGAGAUUGAUACAAUAAGAGAGCAUUGUGAAUAUAUUAACAGUGUAUGUGUUCAUGAAAACACAAUUUUCUCCUCCUCAGGGGAUGUAAAUGUACUUAUACAUGAAUAUCCCUGGCGUGAAGGAUAUGGUCCUAAACCCUCUAAACAACCCCUUGUACAUCAACAAGAACAGGAUUCUGAAGUUAUGAAGGUUGAGUUUGAAAAAUUUCUUGCUCUGGUUGGAGAAUGUAAAGCAGUGGCAGAGAAAGAAACAGGUCGCUAUAACGCUUUUUAA